AUGACGCAGCCCGUGCUGUUCUCGGUGGAGCUGCUGGAGUCCGUGCUGCUGACAGUCCGUCGUGUGGCUCACGUACUGCUGGGCUCCGUCGUGCUGCUCACCAAGGAGAUGCCGAGGUUGGUCGUGCUGCGCGCGAAGGAGCUGCUGGAGGCCCUCGUGCUGUCCCCAGUGGUGCCGCUGCAGUCUGUCCUGCUGCUCUCGCUGGUGAUGCUGGGGUCCAUGCUGCUCACGGCAGUACUGCUGGAGUCCCCACUGCUCACGGCGGUGCUGCUGGAGUCCGUUCUGUCGACGACGGUACUGCUGAAGUCCGUCGUAUUGCACAUUCUGCUGGAGUCUGUCGUGAGGCUCACGAUGGCGCUGCUGGACUCCGAGCGGCUGGAGACCCGUGUGCUGCCCUUAGUGGGGCUGCUGGAGUCCGCCCUGCUGCUCUCAAUGCUGCCGCUGGGGUGCGCCAUGUUGCUCACGUUGGUGCUGCUGGAGUCCGUCGUGUUGCUUACGAUGGUGAUGCUGGGCUUCUUCGAGCUGCUCACCGAGGUCAUGCCUAGGUCCGUCGUGCUGCUCGCGAUGGCGCCGAUGAAGGUCCUCGAGCUGUGCGGCUGCAGCUUUCCAGAGGCCGCAGGUAAUAUUAACGUUAUGCUGGAUGCUCUCGAUCAUAAAGGUGGCAUGGGCAAUGGGCACUUCGACCGUGUCUACCGUGAUAUUGCUGCCAAUAUCGGAGUGGACCUUUUCUUGCCUAAUCGUGAUUCCCAUCUGCUUGCUUUCUGGUUCAAUCCGCACGCCAUUAAGAUCAAGCCGGUUGCCAACGCCUGUUUGCACAACGAGGUUGGCGUCGGAUGCGAGGAUCAUGAGGAUUUCAUCGAUCAGAUCCUCUUCGAAGACGGCGCCGUUACCCUCGGGGAUGACGACGACGCGGAGGAGCAGGAGGUCACCGUUGACCAGGUCCGUCACGAGGACGGCGAGAAGCCUUGCGAGGCGGGCGACGGCGGGGACGAGCAAGAGGACUUCAUUGACAAAGUUCUCUACGAGGAUUGCGAUGAAGACUAUGAUGAUGACGGCGAGUUGGAGGAAGAAGAGACUUGCAUCGACCAGGUCACGUACGAGCAUAGACACUCGUGCAGGGCAGAUAGAGGUCCCGGGGUCCUGAGGCAACGUUAUCUGGCCGAUCAG
Prorocentrum cordatum is the source of this 1167-nucleotide messenger RNA. NCBI's taxonomy places the organism in Eukaryota, Dinophyceae, Prorocentrales, Prorocentraceae. The record is from the annotation of a GenBank genome assembly.